Messenger RNA from Chiloscyllium plagiosum (whitespotted bambooshark), 963 nucleotides. NCBI's taxonomy places the organism in Eukaryota, Metazoa, Chordata, Chondrichthyes, Orectolobiformes, Hemiscylliidae. The record is from RefSeq and is a predicted model, not a curated record.
ACUCCGCACAAUCUAAAGGUCAAGGGCUCAGGUUUGAUCUAGUGAAUCCACACUGCCCUCCUUCCCAUUCCCAAAGUGUGCCAGAGCACCUACCUGCCCACGAUGUCUCCAGGAUUGAUUGAACCAGGACUCUGGGUGGACAAGGAAAUGAUGAUGUUCUUCUACGAAAUCUUCAUCUCACUGAGAAACUCCUUCUCCUACUACUUCAGGUCGGCGCAGGUGGAGCCCGCCCAGUGCCUGAGGAAGGUGAGCUUGAAAAAGAGCCUGAUGUCCACCAGGAAGCAGUACAUCAACGUGGCUGUGACGGGGCCGGUGAAUUCUGGGAAGUCUACCCUGGUGGACGCCAUGAGGGCCUACGGCGAGGAAGGGGAGGAGGCCGAGCCCAGAGCGGCUGGGGCCAGCUGCAAGGGCUUGCCCCGAUCCUAUGUCUACCCGAGCAACCCCCGGAUCCUCCUGUGGGACCUGCCAGGCAUCGAGGCCAGCGAGGUCAGGCAGCACGCCUACGUGGAGAAGGUGGACCUGCGCUCCUAUGACUACUACAUCCUGACCUCCAGCAGCCGGAUGGACGAGGAGGUCCUCUACCUGGCCAACGAGAUCUCCCGGAUGGGCAAGAGCUUCCUGUUUGCCCGCACCAAGAUUGACGUCUACGUCAGCGACACCAAGCAGCAGAACUUCAACCAGGGUGACCUGCUGCGGGAAAUCCGUAAGCACUUCUCCAAGACCCUGAAGGCCAUCGGCGUCCACUUCCCGCACGUCUUCCUCCUCUCGGCGCUGGAGCCAGACAGGUACAUUCCCUCAUGCCUCCUCCUCCUCUUUCGGCAGGUCAGACAAGACACAGUGGUUAGUGAGCAAAAGCAGAAGAGAAUUCCAAAUGACUGGACUCCCUCCCCACUACCUUGGGGCUGCUCCGCCUUGCUGUAUAUACCCUUUACAAACCUGGUUCCCCCCCUCCAAAUAAAAUAA